CGAGCCCUACUCGAGACAUGCAUUUUGCAGCGCUUGCUAUCCUCUCGUCCUUGGUAGCCUCUGCUGCGGCUCACACCCGCGUCUGGGGUGUGUGGGUAAACGGUGUCGACCAAGGCGACGGCAGGGACAUCUACAUCAGGUCUCCGCCGACCAACGAUCCUGUCGUAAACUUGACAGACCCUGCGAUGGCUUGCAACGUUGACAACCGAGUCGUCCCGCAGUGGGUAUCUGUGAAGUCUAAUGAUUCGCUUACUUUCGAGUGGUAUCACAAUACCCGCGACGACGAUAUCAUUGCUAGCUCUCACCACGGCCCGAUCGCGGUGUAUGUUGCCCCCGCAGCCUCCAACGGCAGUGGUCCCGUUUGGGUGAAGAUCUUCGACGACACGUACACCACCAGCUGGGCCGUCGACCGGCUCAUCACCGCGCACGGUCAGCACACGGUCAUCGUGCCGGACAUCCCAGCAGGCGACUACCUCUUCCGCGCCGAGAUCAACGCUCUCCACCAGGCCGACGUGCUCUACGACCAGGACCCGCUCCGCGGCGCGCAAUUCUACAUUUCGUGUGCGCAGAUCACCAUCACCCCAGGCGGCGACGAGACGCUGCCCGCGGGAAUCGCGCUCCCGGGCGCGUACACGGACAGCACGCCGGGCAUCGUGUGGAACCUGUACAACGGCUCUGACCCAACCGAGUACGUUGCACCUGGCCCGCCCGUCUGGACCGAUGCGCUUGGCGGGUCAAUCGCGCUUGUGGGUAUCCCUGUCCUGCCGAACACGACCAGCAGUGCGGGCGUGGCUCCCACGGGGGCUGCUUGAAUGGGCUGGGGGCGAGAGAAGUUGUGGGGCAGUUCUUAGAGGUAGCUGAGUAAAGUUUUUGAAGCACUGUACCUCGCCUUUUGUGAAUUUUAUAUCUGGACUAUCU
This is a messenger RNA of Phanerochaete carnosa HHB-10118-sp, 918 nucleotides long. Its product is annotated as glycoside hydrolase family 61 protein. The transcript has 7 exons. Bases 18 to 812 code for a protein of 264 amino acids. The record is from RefSeq and is a predicted model, not a curated record. Lineage: Eukaryota; Fungi; Basidiomycota; Agaricomycetes; Polyporales; Phanerochaetaceae.